AUGGUGCAUUGUCCUACGCUUCUCACGUCAGCACUUACUUGGGCUUGGCUUAAUAUUACGGUGGCAGCUUAUUAUUUGCACGUAUUUAUUUUUAUUUGCGUUUUAAUUUCAGUUGCACAGUUGUACACGCCUUAUAUAUUGGGUUACGGUACGCCAGGGCUGAGUGGCGGCAAAGCCUGGACGCUGUAUGAGUGCGUGGAUUGUGGCAACAAAUACAAGCACAAAGGCUCUCUGCAGCGGCAUAUUAAAUACGAGUGUAGAAAACAGCCAAGUUUCAAGUGUCCCUACUGUGUGUACCGCGCAUAUCAGAAGCAUAACCUGCUCCUGCACGAGAGGCACCUCCACAAAGAUUUGCCAGAGAAGGUGGAUUUCGUGUCGGAA
This is a messenger RNA of Brenthis ino (lesser marbled fritillary), 381 nucleotides long. The record is from the annotation of a GenBank genome assembly. NCBI's taxonomy places the organism in Eukaryota, Metazoa, Arthropoda, Insecta, Lepidoptera, Nymphalidae.